Molecule: messenger RNA, 1434 nt
Organism: Kwoniella shivajii
Lineage: Eukaryota; Fungi; Basidiomycota; Tremellomycetes; Tremellales; Cryptococcaceae
Exons: 11
Coding region: 1-1434 (477 amino acids)
Biological process (GO): cytoskeleton-dependent cytokinesis; intracellular protein localization
Cellular component (GO): septin complex; microtubule cytoskeleton; cytosol
Molecular function (GO): GTPase activity; GTP binding; molecular adaptor activity
Source: RefSeq, a predicted model, not a curated record
AUGUCAGAAGGUUAUUAUGAAAACGGAUCGCAUUCACCAAACGGUAAUGGCAAUAGUAACGGAAAUGGGAAUGGUUCAUUAUCGUAUAACGGUGAUGGAAGAUCAUCAGCAGCUACUCAAAAUGGUGAUAUCUCAGCCAGAGCGACAAGUCCUUCAUCGUAUCCUGUGAAACAAGAACAUGGCUUGAACGGAUCUGCUAAUCCAAUUCAACAACAACAACUGGCAAGAAAGAAAUUGGCAAGUUGGGUUGGAUUCAGUAAUUUACCUAAUCAAGUUCACAGAAAGAGUGUAAGACGUGGAUUUCAGUUUGUUGCCAUGGUGGUUGGUGAAUCCGGUCUUGGUAAAUCAACGCUCAUAAACACAUUAUUCGAAACCAAAUUAUACCAACCUAAAAACAUUCCUACUCCAGGUGAAGAUAGGGGCAAAACGGUACAGAUUGAGAGUAUCUCUGCUGAAAUUGAGGAGAAUGGUGUCAGACUUAACUUGACUGUGGUUGACACACCUGGUUUUGGUGAUUUCGUUAAUAACGAUGAGAGUUGGAAACCUAUUGUGGAUAAUAUUGAAGCUAGAUUUGAUGCUUAUCUCGAACAAGAAAAUAGAGUAAACAGACUCAAGGUAGUAGAUAACCGAGUACAUGCUUGUAUUUACUUCAUACAGCCUACAGGACAUUCGCUUAAACCCAUCGAUAUCGAGUUCAUGCGACGACUUCAUACCAAAGUCAAUUUGAUUCCCGUUAUUGCCAAAGCAGAUACAAUGACCAAUGAUGAGAUUUCCUUGUUCAAACAAAGAAUUCUUGCCGAUAUCACUCAACACGGGAUUCGAAUUUUCCAACCGCCUCAAUACGAAAACGAAGAUGAAGAAACGAUUCAAGAGAACGAAGAAAUCAUCAGCAAAGUCCCUUUUGCAGUUGUAGGAUCCGAUUCACUCGUCUCAUCUCCUGAUGGAAGACAAGUCCGAGGUCGAGCGUAUCCAUGGGGAGUGAUCGAGGUUGAUAACGAAGACCACUGUGACUUCGUCAAGCUCCGUCAAAUGCUUGUUCGAACUCAUAUGGAGGAACUGAGAGAACACACUAAUGACGUAUUAUAUGAAAAUUAUCGAACGGAUAAACUCAAGGCUAUGGGCGUAUCCCAAGAUGAGACUGUUUUUAAGGAAACCAAUCCUGCUGCCAAACAAGCUGAAGAAAGAGCUCUUCACGAGGCCAAACUCGCGAAGAUGGAAGCGGAAAUGAAGAUGGUCUUCCAACAAAAAGUGCAAGAGAAAGAAGCCAAGUUGAAACAGUCUGAAGAAGAACUUUAUGCUAGACAUAGAGAGAUGAAGGAUGCUUUGGAGAAACAACGUCAAGAAUUAGAAGAUAAAAAGAGAAGAAUCGAGAGUGGAAGACCUUUAACACCUGAAAAAGGAUCGCAGAAAAAGCGAUUUGGCCUAGGUAAAUGA